Messenger RNA from Coccinella septempunctata (seven-spotted ladybird), 1337 nucleotides. It is a transcript of the gene Atox1, whose product is annotated as copper transport protein ATOX1. Gene Ontology annotation, cellular component: cytosol. Gene Ontology annotation, biological process: copper ion transport. Gene Ontology annotation, molecular function: metal ion binding; copper chaperone activity. The coding region runs from base 261 to 488 and encodes 75 amino acids. The transcript is spliced from 3 exons. The record is from RefSeq and is a predicted model, not a curated record. NCBI's taxonomy places the organism in Eukaryota, Metazoa, Arthropoda, Insecta, Coleoptera, Coccinellidae.
CAAUUUAUUACUUCCCUUAUUAACAUGAAUGAGUGAAAAGGAUAUUUCACAUUUCUAUCAAACAUUAGGGAGAAGGGAGAAAGAUUUUUUAUCUCUAAUCUAUGAUGAUUGGUACACGUCUCCAACCAGACUCCAACCAAAGAGGAGACUGAUUGGUUAUUUAUCAUAUUUUAUUUAUUUGAAAAUCCACUUAUAUUAAGUUCUUUUUUUGUAUUACACGUCAAAUUAAAACAUCUUUAAUCCUAAUUUGUUCAUUUGAAAUGGCUGCGAUCCAAGUUCAUGAAUAUAAUGUGAAAAUGACAUGCGAAGGCUGUUCUGGAGCUGUGGAACGAGUUUUGGGAAAGCUUAGAGAUAAAGGAGUACAAGAUUUCACUAUUAGCCUACCUGAACAGAAAGUUGAAGUGAAAACAUCAUUAUCCUCUGAAGAAAUUCUUGAAACUAUAAAGAAGACUGGUAAAGAAGUGAAAUAUUUAUCAUCUCAUAACUAAUUCAACCAUGUUAACUUUUCUGAGCAGCUCCCCAUCAUGAAAAUUUCAUCAUUAGUUGAUUGAUUCUUCAGAAUGCAUCUAUUCAAAGUAUAUAGUUGUUGAGUAUUUGAUAAUAUACAUACCUCAAAAUUGAUCUAACAUUAAUUCAGUCUGUGCUCUUCAAAUUAUGCAUCGUAUUAGCUCAAAUUUUCAAUUGAUCAUAUAUUUGUCUAUUUAUCAAUAACAUUGAAGGCACUUGUUCAAUUAUUUUGAUACAAUAUUUUCAUCAUUCAUCAUUUAAAACACUGCAGUGAUGCAUAUUCCAAUUCUAUUCUGAUAGGGCUGGAUUGGCUUUGUUAUGUUUGUAAAAACCAAAAACACCUUUAGUAAUAAAUACAAGGAAUGGUUGCAGUGCUACAAAUGCAUGAUAUUUAAUCCAUAUCUAUCUAACACGACAUUAAAAAGCAGUUGCAUAACAUGCAUAAAAAUAUGUACUUUCCUAUCUUUUCACAUUGAAAAUUGAUGUGACAACAAUGUCUGAGUAAACUAUCCCACUCCAGACAACAUGUUUACUUUUCAUUCCAUCAAUUCCUUGUAUUUAUUUAAAAAAUUGAGAUAUACCCAUCCUGCUCCAUGAACACAUAACCAAAGAUAGAGGAAGGAGAACAUAACGUAAAAAAAAAUUGUGCUCAACAUCUCUAUAUUCAUGUUUACAUCUACUCCAUUUCUGUUUUAAACAGAAAUGGAGUAGAUGUAAAUUACAUUUACCCCAAUAUUUUAAUGUUCAUUAUCGUAUUUGUGUUUGGUGCAAUAGUGUUUCCUUCGUUUUAAGAUUUACGAGGAUACGUUUGGUACCCCCUUGACAUUCUU